UUUUUUACUAACGAAACAAAUAACUAUGUGUACAUUUUAACAGAUUGAAUGAACAAUUGAUUGGGAUUAUUUUAAUCCAGGUAAUUUCAAUCCAAGCGUGUACAAAACAAUUUCACAUUUUAUUUUGACUUGCAACAUCGCCUUAACGCUUAUUUUUACACUCUUUUUUUCUUAUGUUUUUAUUGAUUAUAUAUACAUAAUUAAAACAUGUGGCUUACAUUGUAUCACAUAAUUUUUAUCAAUUAUUAUGUAUGUGAUCAGAUAACAUUUAGAUACAAAAACUAAGAUUAUAGCUAUAACAUAUAAUUUUUUUCUCGAUUUCGUCAUUACUCAACGUUCAUCGUUUGAUUUAUUUUUAUAAAAAUAAUACUUAAGUUGUAUGCGUCUGCCUUACAUACAGUGGAAUAGGUCAUCUUUGUCUCCAGUAUACCUGCUCGUGUAUCUUUAAAUUAAAGUUGAGACGAUUCUUCCAAUUUGGCGGUAUAAAAAACGUGAUAAUUUCUGCGUUACGGCGAUUUCUUGAGUUACCAGUAUGGGACGUAAUGAGGAUGCCAUGAUUUUCCUAGAAGCGAGGAAACUUUCGCUGAAACUUCCAUUACGUCAUGUUCUGCAUCUUCGAGUAGAGAUGUGUCCAAGACGUAAAGCAUUCGUAAUCUUUCACAGCAAAGACUUACGAAUUUAAUGAGUCCAGAACAGCUGAAGAUUUAAAAAAAAGAAAAAAAAAUAAUUCACUUUUGUUUACCAAUUUUUUACGUAUAUUUAAUAAUAUUAAAAUCUUAAUGAAAAUCUAAAGAAUAAUUAUUCACAUUUCUAACAAUAUUACUCUUACAGUUUCUAGAUAUAAUACGAAUACAUAAACGAGCCGCUCAUAGAAGGUAUAAUUACGUGAGUUCGCAGUCGCCGAGUCCAACGGCGCUUAAUCGGGGGCAACCCCGAGCUGCGGCGAUAAGGAUCUCGUCGAUGGUGUCCGGUCCGUAGGCACCGACGACAAGUUCCGUCAGACGGGGACAUCUCUCGGCGACUCGCGCUAUCGCCGAGGAAGGCGCGCUGUCGCCGAAGUAAAGGUGCGUCAGCGGCACGUGCGUAGCUAGCAGCGCGUCGUAGUCCCUCGCAUCGUUCAGUUGCUUAACGAACCGUUAGCAACAUGUCGAUCCGACCAGUGUACAGGCCGAAAAUCGUCAAGAAGAGGACGAAGAAGUUCAUCAGGCAUCAAAGUGACCGAUAUGACAAGCUCAAGCGUAACUGGAGGAAGCCCAAGGGUAUCGACAACAGAGUACGAAGGCGUUUCAAGGGACAAUACCUUAUGCCCAACAUCGGUUAUGGUAGCAACCAGAAGACCCGUCACAUGCUUCCAACUGGCUUCCGCAAAGUCCUUGUUCACAACGUUAAGGAAUUGGAAGUUCUGAUGAUGCAGAACCGUAAAUUCUGCGCAGAAAUUGCCCAUGGAGUUAGCAGCAAGAAGCGUAAGACGAUCGUCGAACGUGCCCAGCAGUUGUCUAUCCGUGUGACGAAUGCCAACGCUCGUCUUCGUUCUGAGGAGAAUGAAUAAACUGAAAUUUUUUAAAAUAUAUAUACUUACGAAAAAAACUACAAAA
Molecule: messenger RNA, 1595 nt
Organism: Nasonia vitripennis (jewel wasp)
Lineage: Eukaryota; Metazoa; Arthropoda; Insecta; Hymenoptera; Pteromalidae
Gene: RpL32
Product: 60S ribosomal protein L32
Exons: 4
Coding region: 1145-1549 (134 amino acids)
Biological process (GO): translation
Cellular component (GO): ribosome; cytosolic large ribosomal subunit
Molecular function (GO): structural constituent of ribosome
Source: RefSeq, a predicted model, not a curated record